AUGUACCAAGACGAUUACUCAUCGGUAGCAUCCGAUAUCGACACGCAUAAUAUUCAAAUUUAUCUGAGUGUCUUUUUUGCACAUAAUAAACUCGGAGCUGCCUUUUAUGAUUCGACUUCAGCAAUAAUUUAUUUUAUUCCAGAUGUCGAAGAAACGUCACGGUUUGAUAUUACUCAACAGAUUCUAUCUGAUAUUCAACCAUCGAUAGUUAUUUGUUCCGCUAAAACAAGCGAUGAAUAUUAUAAAGCAUUAAAUGAACAGUUGAAUAUUCAAACAAUUGAUGCAAAUAAUCCAUCGACAAAUACGAAAUUACAACUCGUACCACAAGCUUAUUUUCAUAAAGAUACUGUUGAAAGGACGAUUUUGACACUGAAAUCACUAUAUCCAAUAACAUGUGAUACUGAUGAAAAAAAACGUGCUUAUAUUUCAGCAAAAAUGCCUUUUAAUCUUCCAAACACCUUAAGUGCAAUCGGUGGUCUUUUGCCAAUUAUUGAAGAACGUUGCCCGGCUUUAUCAUAUGAAUUUGAUUUUCUUGCUGGAAACAUUCUUGCGCUACGCCCUUAUGAUCUUAAUGCUUUAAUGAUAGUACAUCCAUUUACUUUUCGUGCAUUGGAAAUUUUCAACCCUAGUUUUCAUCCAUCGAUAUAUAAAGCUAAUACGGCGAAUAAUCUACGAGAAGUUAAUAGUCUUUUUGCUUUUUUAAAACGAUGUGUAUCAUCAAUUGGAAAUCGAAAAUUAAGAUCAUGGUGUCUUAAACCAUGUCGAUCACCGGAAAUAUUACAACGUCGAUAUGAUGUUAUUCAAUUUUUUCUUGAUCCAAAUCAAUUUGAAUUAUUGCGAACAUUACGUGACCAUUUAAAACCAGUAGUCAAUAUUCCAGUUUUACUUCGAAAAGUUUUUGAUCAAAACACAAAAGUAUCUAUAUGGAAACAAAUCAUCGAAUCGAUUCGAGCAACACUUCGAAUUCGUAUGGCCUUAGUACCAUUUCGAACGAAUACAUACUUUUUUGAUGAUUUAUGUUCAAAACUCACCGAUGAUUUACCAAGAUUAAUGACUACUAUUGAAACAAGUAUUGAUUUACAACGAAGUGUACGUGACAAUCGUAUUGUAUUCAUUGAUCCAACUGAUCCAGAUCUUGAACAAUUACGACUAGAUCUGGUUCAAUUGAAUGGAAAACUUCAUCAACAAGCUGAAUUUGCUAAUAAUCUUUUAUUACAAUGUGGAAUUGAUUCAAGCUAUGCCUUAACUCAAGAUAAUGGAAUUUUAUUAAUUAAAGGAGACAAAUUUCAUCAUGACGAUCUUAUUUGGAUUGAUCGGCAAGGACAAAUAUGGCGAUGUCGUACUCGUGAAAUGAACGUAUCAAGCGAAGAAGCUGAAGAAAAAAGAAAACAAUUACUUGCUAAAGAAUUAGCUAUUAAACGAAAUCUUUCCUUGGCUUUACGUGAUGCUACUGAAUUGUUUGUUGAUGCAACAGAAUUCUGUUCACAACUUGAUUGUUUACUUUCAUUUGCGUUAAUUGCUUACGAACAAAAUAAUUAUACACGACCGGAACUAGUAGUGAACAAUCGAAUUGAAAUUAUCGAUGGAAGACAUCCAUUAUUACCAAUUACGACAGUCAUUCCAAAUGGUUAUAUAAGUGAUGUCAAUCCUAAUCAAGCUAAUAUACAUAUUAUAACUGGAUUUAAUUGUUCUGGAAAAACUAUCUAUAUAAAACAAAUUGGAUUACUCGUUUAUAUGGCUCAAAUUGGUUGUUUUGUACCGGCUGCUAAAAUGCGGCUUGGUUUAAUGGAUAAAUUAUUUGUUAAAAUUCAUACUGAUAAUCAUCUUACCUUGGGCGUAUCAAAUUUUCUGCGUGAUCUAUUUGAAACAUCAUUUGCUGUUGCUGGUGCUACUGGUCGAUCAUUAGUACUGAUUGAUGAAUUUGGUAUUGGUACCAAUGAGAUUGACGGUACAGCAUUAUUAGCAUCACUUAUAACUAUAUGGUCUAAAUCUGAACAAGCAUGUCCACAUCUUAUAAUAUCAACUCAUUUUCAUGAUCUUAUUCAACAACGUCUCGUAUCAACAAGUUCAAGAAUUCGCUGCAAAACAAUGGAAACCAUGUAUGAUGAUGAUGGUAAACUUGUAUAUUUAUAUCGAGUUAUCGAUGGUCUAUGUACUCGAAGCCAAGCAUUCAGUGCUGCAUUAACUGUAGGCUUGCCCAAUGGUGUUGUUCGACGUGCAAAUGAGUUACUUGAUAAAAUCGAAAAUAAUCAAGUACUUCAUCCAAUGAGAAAUUUUACUGAUAUGGAAGAAAUGGUUGAUCUUGUUGAAAAAGCAGUACAAGUUAAUGUAAAUGACUAUAGUCAAAUAGGAAAUUUUUUCCAAUAUCUACACGAUAUUAUCAUUAAACAUGUACCAAACCAUAGCAAUGAAUAA
This is a messenger RNA of Rotaria socialis, 2415 nucleotides long. Lineage: Eukaryota; Metazoa; Rotifera; Eurotatoria; Philodinida; Philodinidae. The record is from the annotation of a GenBank genome assembly.